Molecule: messenger RNA, 2000 nt
Organism: Cantharellus anzutake
Lineage: Eukaryota; Fungi; Basidiomycota; Agaricomycetes; Cantharellales; Hydnaceae
Exons: 3
Coding region: 21-1823 (600 amino acids)
Biological process (GO): regulatory ncRNA-mediated gene silencing
Cellular component (GO): ARC complex
Source: RefSeq, a predicted model, not a curated record
UCCUCAUCUGCAACGCGAUAAUGGUAGAACCGCCCAUGCAAGUGCCAACGGAUUUUCGCCCCGACAAUACCGAGCCCCCGUACUGGAAAUUCCCUCCUUUCCCUCAGAUCGAGGGUAGAAAUGUCUUGUCAUUCAAGGAUUUCAGGCCAGCUGGUCUUCGCAUAGUACAUGAUGAUGAUGAAGAGGAAGUGGAUGGAUUAGGCAUUCCAACAGCAACUCUGAGGGUAACUCACGAUCCAGACAAACCAAGGAGAAAGAGGAGAAAAGGCGGCCGCAGUAAUGGCACUACAGAACGACCACCUUGGAAUGAAGAAUGGGCCGAGUUAAAACAGAAGCCUCCACGCUUCGACCCUUUGCAUGAUCGACAUGAUCGCAUGGAUCAGGCGGAUAGUGAGUUCCAACUUGGCAGAGUUUUUCCGCCUCUCAUUCUCACUUUUUAUAAUGAGUUCCGUUUUUUCAUUGGGCUCACGGACACUACGGCAUAUGACAAGAAACCCAAACGAUCUAAUGAGGCCUCUGAGCAGCGACCAGCCGACGACCCCGAAACGCCUGGCGAUGCAGAAGGUGCUGACGAUGGUUCAAUGACAGAUGACGAAGGUCCUCCAGCUGUUUCCGAUGACCCAUUCGAUCACACCAAAACAUCUCCAUACGACCUUGAUGUCAGGGUAAAAGAGGAUCGCAUGUCACUCUUCUUGGAUAAUCCUGAAAGGGCCGUAAAGGUUUUCUUCUCAUCGCAUUUCUUUCUCCGCGGACUCUCUUUUGGGGAACAGUCUGUUAUGUGCGCCCCAAUGGUUGUUCGCUUUUUCUUGGAAUUUCUUCUUCGUCAUGAGGUGAUCCCUGAGCUUAGUGGUGUGCUCAAACGGGCGGUCGAAGCCACUACAUUGGCGAGCGACCAAUUACCUAGGACGAGGAAGGUGUCUUGGAGCUUCCCCGAUGCUUGGGGAGUCGCUUGUAAGGAUCUUUUUGGAACAUUAGAUCCUCCAGCUUGGGGUAUUGAAGGGGAUGAGAUUUUCGAGACCUCUGAGCCACAAGGUCGUAUUAUGGAGAUUGAUCCCGAUGUGCCCGCUCCAGAGCUCCUGGAGACUCUCGAAAUAUCAGGUGCAUCCGCCACUGAGGUUCUAGAGGAUGCAACCAAUAGGGACCUCGCUGGCAAGUUUUCGGGUUUAAACGUUCGCGAUGGAGAUUCAGAAUCCCCUGCUGGAGAUAUUUUGGGUCCCAAGGACCCCUGGAAAGAGCAUGAAAAUUCCGGGGCUUCUGCCACCGACGAAGAACUCAUGGGUUGGAAUGACAUCGACGCAGAACCGACUUGGGGUGCUCCGUUGCCAAGAGCCAAUAUCUUCCCUUUCGUCGGACCAUCUUCCUUCGUCUAUACGCACAUUGCAAUCCGGGCAGAACGUUCGAACCGUGAAAUCGUCGCUGUAUAUCCCCCAGUUAUUGCCUCUAAGAAUCCGCCAGGCAACGUCUCUCUUUUUCACGCCAAUCUCGCAUCUGUAGUCCUCAAGCCUUGGGACUCACAGAAGGACGACCCUGAUAUCCCUCGUCCAACGAUUAUAUGCGACAACGCCAAGUCUCAGGGGUAUUUGGCACAGCAUGAUCCUCUUAAGGACAAUAUUACCGUCUUGGUUGCUCCUUCUGCGAUCGAAGGCAUGAGUUCGGGAAUGUGCAUUGGAGGUGUUUUUGUCCAGGUCAUUCAACGUCCUGAGACCAUAGCCGAUAAAAAACCGUCUAAAAAACCGUCUAAACUCGACGGACGCAUGUGGUGGUACGCCGAGGCAGUCACUGAAGUCUUCCCUUGCUUUUGGGAACGCUACAAGCUCCCCUAAAUGACGCCUCGAUUCCAUUUGAUGUAACGCUCCAACUUUACACUAAAGAGCUUCCAAACUGUAUCUGUUCGCUAUCUAGACUGUUACAACAACCAUCUUGUAAAUACAUUUCAACAGCGUGCCAUUCCUUAAGACAUUUUUUCAUCAAGAAUUUCAGGCUCGUGGUCUUCGUCGUCG